GAAAUGUUAAAGGAUGAAGUGCGCACAUUAACCUAUAGAAACUCAAUGUAUCACAAUAAACAUGUUUUUAAAGAUAAGAUUGUCCUUGAUGUUGGAAGUGGCACGGGAAUCCUCUCUAUGUUUGCUGCAAAGGCAGGAGCCAAGAAGGUAUAUGGGAUUGAAUGCUCAAGUAUAUCUGACUACUCAGAAAAAAUUAUCAAGGCCAACCACUUGGACAACAUAAUCACAAUAUUUAAAGGUAAAGUGGAAGAAGUUGAAUUACCUGUGGAUAAAGUAGACAUCAUCAUCAGCGAGUGGAUGGGUUACUGUCUGUUCUAUGAGUCAAUGUUAAACACAGUCAUCUUCGCACGAGACAAGUGGCUGGUGAAUAGAUUACGAGAUCCAUUUCCCCACAAUUCAUCAACAGAAACCUGGAGGGCUAAUGUUUCCAGACCGAGCUGCUUUGUACGUGGUAGCAAUUGAAGACAGACAAUACAAGGACUUCAAAAUUCACUGGUGGGAGAAUGUGUACGGCUUUGACAUGACCUGUA
Pelecanus crispus (Dalmatian pelican) is the source of this 530-nucleotide messenger RNA. The record is from RefSeq and is a predicted model, not a curated record. Lineage: Eukaryota; Metazoa; Chordata; Aves; Pelecaniformes; Pelecanidae.